Messenger RNA from Corylus avellana, 921 nucleotides. RefSeq names its product receptor-like protein 54. Lineage: Eukaryota; Viridiplantae; Streptophyta; Magnoliopsida; Fagales; Betulaceae. The record is from RefSeq and is a predicted model, not a curated record. Gene Ontology annotation, molecular function: protein binding.
AUGCUUCAAAUUGUAGACCUAGCUGCAAACAAUUUCACUGAUAAGCUUCCAAUAAAAUACAUUUCUGAUUGGAAGGCAAUAACGGACGAAAGAAAUGAGGCCCAAUAUCCGUUCAGUCCCCUUCGAUUUGAGGAUAAUUCCUCAACUUGGGCCUUUAAAAGUGAUGGAGAUCCUAAGAAUGUUUUUGAGCAAAACCCUAAGAAUGUUUUUGAGCAAAACCCGCAACCUCAUCGUCCUCAUACUUAUCAAGAAGUGGUGAAUAUUUAUUAUCAAAAUGCAGUGACAAUUACCAUCAAAGGCGUCCAAGUAGAGCUGGUGAAGAUCCUAACUAUAUUCACCUCCCUUGACUUCUCAUGCAACAAUUUUGACGGGCCUAUACCUAGAGAAUUAGGAGAACUCAAAUCACUACGUGGUCUCAACUUGUCUCAUAAUGCUUUCACUGGCCAAAUCUCACAAUCUCUAGAAAAAUUGACUUAUCUUGAAUCAUUGGACUUGUCAAGCAACAAGUUUACCGGUGAGAUUUCAGUCCAACUUGCAGAAGGUCUUAUUUUCCUAUCAGUCCUUAACCUUUCAUUCAAUCAAUUGGAGGGAAAGAUUCCAUUGAUCAACCAAUUUACAACAUUCUCGGAAAGUUCUUACAAAGGAAACAUAGGAUUAUGUGGCUUUCCUUUAAAAGAAAAAUGCACACAUGAAGAGCUGGGAUCGUCACCUCCAAUAUCUAAAGAAGCACAUUUGGACUUUGAGAAUAUAAUUGACUGGAACUUCUUAAGUGCUGAAUUGAGAUUUAUUUUUGGCUUUGGGAUUGUUAUUGGACCUUUUAUAUUUUGGAAGAGGUGGAGAAUAUGCUACUUCAAACUUGCUGAUGACAUUUUUUUCAAGAUGUUUCCUCAGCUUUAUAUUAGAAUAGAAAAUCGUGGAUGA